AUGGAUCUCCUGUGCUGCGAAACCACGGAGACCGAGUGCCGGGCGUACGCCGAUCCGGCUCUCCUAGGCGAUGACCGGGUCCUGCAGAAUCUCCUGCAAACGGAGGAGCGCUACGCGCCGAGCCGGUCGUACUUCGAGUGCGUGCAGAGGGACAUCUCGCCGCUCAUGCGCAAAAUCGUCGCCGAGUGGAUGUUGGAAGUAUGCGAGGAACAGAAGUGCCAGGACGAGGUCUUUCCCCUGUCGAUGAACUACGUCGACAGGUUCCUCUCGAUCUGCCCGAUCAGGAAGUCGCAGUUGCAGCUGCUCGGCACCGCCUGUUUACUGUUGGCGUCGAAGCUGCGCGAAACCUCGCCACUCACAGCCGAAGUCCUAGUUUUCUAUACCGACAACUCCAUCACUCUCGACGAUCUAUGGAGGUGGGAACAGCUGGUCGUCUCCAAACUAAAGUGGGAACUAUCCGCGGUGACGCCUGGUGACUUCCUGAUGCACAUCCUCAGCAGAUUGUCGAUGCCAUGCACCUGGGACACGGUUAUGGUCCGGAGGCACGCGCAGACUUUCAUCGCUCUCAGCGCCAGAGAGUACAAGUUCUCCAUGUACACGCCAAGCAUGAUUGCGGCCGCGAGCGUAGCGGCGGCGUUACACGGAUUGAAUUGGACCGGGAAGAGCGACUAUGGACUAGCCGGUCUCCUGGAUGAGCUCACCCGCAUUACGGCUAUCGAACAGGAUUAUUUGCAAGGUUGCUUACAACAGAUCGAGGAGAUGAUCGCACAAGCUGCUCAUGUGAGCACCGAGAGCUCCGGAAACGGAAGUGGGCAUCAGACAAUGAGUACCGUCUCGAGCGCACCGCAGAGGCCGCUGGGGGACCAGAACAACACGAGUCAAGAGAAAAUAUUGGAACACGAGAAGGCGGGCACGCCGACCGAUGUCAGAGACGUACAUUUUUGAAAACCGCAAUAGGGGGACACUCUGUAGAGGCCGACACAUCAGUGAGUCUGACAGCCGAGGAGGAGAAGUUACCUUCCAGCGAGGAGGAGGUGGAGGAGGAUGAUGACAAUGAUGAUGACGAUGGACAGCCGGCGAAAAAGCGAAAGAGAAUCGCGAAGGAGCGGCAGGAUACCCCAGAAACAAAAUAUAUCGCAGAAUCGGCUGGCUAUUGUUCAGAACGAGAAACUCCUCCCGAAGAAUCUCGAGAUCGAACCUGAUUGCUCGUUAAUGUUGCGUUUGAUUGAAAACCGCGAUGAGAAUUAUCAUAAGCCAAGAGCAUACGUAGAACGUUUUGAAUCAUGAGGUUUAUUUCGAUGUACGAUUGAUAGGAUAUAUUUAUACAAAAGAAAAUUUUUACGUUCUUGAAUUUAUGUCGAAGAUUAUAUAUGCACGAUACCAGAUCGGUUGAAGCAAAGAAGUUUUGGUUUUUUUUUUCAUAAUUACGUUCGGCUGUAUGUCUUGUGUAUUAUAUAUUUAUUUAACAUUUGCAUUUAUCGGCUGAUAUAUCUCAUGUUUUAAUUGUAUUUUAAAAGAUUUAUUUUCUGAAGUUGCUUCAACUUUGUGAGAUUUGCAAAUGCCAAGUCGGCAAGUCGAAAAAUAAUAAAGUCGCCGAUUUUCUAAUUAAUUUUCAAUCGACGUAAUUCGAGCAAUUCGGAUAGCAAUUGAAUAAACGCACAUUUUGAUCGCGAGAUUAAUAUUUGACAUACUAAGCAUAAGAAAGACGAAAAAGAAUUAAACCGUGAUUAAAGAAUGCUCUCGAGAUGAUGAAAAAGAAAUGUGAAGGGCUGAUGACCACUGGGCGAAAGGGACCCAUUUGUGUCUGAAUCCGUGCUGAUCCGUACGUGUGUCACCCGUAAAAGAAAAAAGAAGGAAAGAAAGAAAAACGCAAAAAUCAGGAAGGCGUGCUGUUUGGGGGAAGGCAAUGCAAUACGCUUUACGCAUCUAUAAUUUUGUAAUAGGAAUAUACACUUAACUUUUAGGCGACAAGAAACUACCGAAAAAAGACGAAAGGGAUGAUAUAAGUAGGAGGGGAAACUCGCCCUCUCCACGUGCGGAACAUUAAAA
Molecule: messenger RNA, 2049 nt
Organism: Pogonomyrmex barbatus (red harvester ant)
Lineage: Eukaryota; Metazoa; Arthropoda; Insecta; Hymenoptera; Formicidae
Gene: CycD
Product: cyclin D
Source: RefSeq, a predicted model, not a curated record